GGUGCAGACUUUUAUACAAGUACUGUCUGCUGCGACUGGAGAACAUUCACACAGCGGUUGGUUAGGACAGGCGUGGGUUUUGGAUGAUAGAGUCACAUUUGUAUGUUUACCAUGGAGCUUAAUGGAACACUGAGUGGAGAUAUGAUCGAUGAGCUCACCAUUGUGUACUUAGUAUCACUUACCCCCAGUGUCAUUGGGAGUGUUUCUGUGCUGGUCGUGUCCUUGGUGAGAUGGAAACAUCUAAAACAGCAACAGGUGCACCUCCUCGUGCAGCUCACCCUGGCAGACCUCCUGGCCGCUCUGACCCUCAUGUUCACCAGUGUGAUGAACAGAGUCAGAACAGACGACAGUGUCACCAUCUGCCAACACAGCCUGCCGCUGUCACUGACUUUUUACUUCGUUUCAUUCCUGCUGGUGGUGGUUUAUGCGUGGAAGUCCAAGGACGCAAUCCAAGGAUGGAGAACAAGACCAGCAGAGGAUGAGAGUGAACAGAGUCAGUAUAGGAGGAGAAUAUUGCACAUUGCUGUGAAUGUGAGUGUGUGGUUGAUUCCCACAGCGAUAUACGUAGGAUAUGUGCUCACUCCUUUCAUGAAAGAAGCGUUGGUGAUUCCAGUCGCUAACAAGCGAAUAAACAUCCGUAAUAACAGCAAGUACUGCAACAGUUGUCUUUUGUUCUUGCACAUAUGGAGGGACUCCUGCUCGGAUACUGAGUUCAAACACGACAUAUUUAUCAGAACCUUUCUUUUCCUCGUGGUGAUUCCAGUGAUGCUGUCUUGCUCUGUCAUUUACUAUAAGGUUGGUAAAUGGUAUGAGAGACAUCAUUCUCAGGGGAUUUUUCCAGUCGAGGGAGACGGACGCUCAAGACGGAGAUUCUCCAGAGAGUUCUCUACGGCCAGAAAUAUGGUGUUGGUCAUCUUGUUCUGUUGGGCACCAGCUCUCGUCCUCAUCUUGCUGUCCACCCUCAUGACAUGGACACAUGUGGAGCAGCGCAGCCUGUUUGGCCUUUAUCUGAUACAGGCUGCCAGUGUGUCCCUGCAGGGCUUCCUGAACAGCAUGGUCUACGCCUGGAGACGACCAAAUUUCACAGAGGCCGUCCUCGGGGAGAACACGCCACUGGUGGCUCACAACCACGUGGCCUUUUUUGAUGAAUCGCUGAAGAGCUCGUUGACUGAGCGUUGACUGGAAACUCACUGACACUUAGAGACAGUUGUUGGCACAGUGAAGUGGCCUGAGGAAGACUGUCUGUCUGUCUGUCUGUCUGCCUGCCUGCACACUUCCUGACUUCAUUCACUGAGACUGAAACCUAAUACGCCCUCAUUGUCUGACUGAAAAGAGAAACACUCGUUGAACCAGCAGUUGUUUUUUUUAUUAUUAUGAUUAUUAUGUGACUUUGUUCAUGUGAUAAGCAAAGUCACACAGGGACGUUUCUCUGUAAAAAGAAUUUUGUUUUAUUUAUAUGGCAGAAUUAUGAGGUGUGUUAUUAUGUGUGUUAUUUAACAGUGAGAGAGAAAGCCCACAGUCACAUUUCUGUCAUGUCAGUAGCAGAUGUCAGCCUGCGGUGGUGGAGUUCACUCUCAGGAGCACGUGUGUUGGAACACUGAGGAAUGCUGACUUGUUUAAGACAAGACAAAAGGGGGCGGAGCAUCUGCUUUGUUAUGCCUGUGUGCAAUCACAACUUAUCUCGUAAGAAAAAGAAAAAAAAGAACGAGUGAUUGUGCAACGCUGGGGUCUCACACAGGGCAUUCCUGUCACGCUCUUCUUGUGUUACAGUAUUUCAAACUCCAUGACCGCGUUUUAGCCGUUUUUGUCACACCGACUUUCUGUUAAUGGUUGACCGACUGCUUUAUUUGCACUCGCUCUUUUGCACUUACUUACUAUUACUGUAUGUUCUGUACUGUGAUGUAAACUUUAUGUUCAGUUAUGACUGUGCUCAUAAUCAGCAAUAUGGAUUCAUUAAAACAAAAGGGUUACACUGCCAUA
Messenger RNA from Solea senegalensis (Senegalese sole), 1980 nucleotides. RefSeq lists its product as uncharacterized. Gene Ontology annotation, cellular component: plasma membrane. Gene Ontology annotation, molecular function: G protein-coupled receptor activity. The coding region runs from base 103 to 1179 and encodes 358 amino acids. Gene Ontology annotation, biological process: adenylate cyclase-activating G protein-coupled receptor signaling pathway. The record is from RefSeq and is a predicted model, not a curated record. Lineage: Eukaryota; Metazoa; Chordata; Actinopteri; Pleuronectiformes; Soleidae. The transcript is spliced from 12 exons.